AUGUUGAAAUUCCUUCGAAGAGUUUUUGGAAAGAAGAAACGCAGUAAUGUUGAAUGUCAAGCAGUCGUGAUCGACUACGACAAGAUUUCUCAUUCUGCUCAGGAAAUGAGAAGGAAUAAUAACGAUAUACACUGCGUGUAUCAGUCUGUGCAGGAGAAUGUUACGGAUGUCGGGGAACAACUACGACAUUCCGAGGAUUUGAUGGAUCAUUUAGCAAAGAGUUUGACAGACAUGGAAAACAUGGCAGAGCGAGCCUGUCAAAUUCUUUGCGAAGAGAAGGAAAAAUUACAAAAGAAGAAGGACACUUUGGCGAAGCUGAAAGAAGAUGUCGAGUCACCCGGGACUUUGGCAAAAAUAUCUGAGGAUGUUUCCCGCAAAAUGCAACUACCGGCUUGUUUAUAUCUAUGUGAUCCCUUCCAUAUAACAGAGCGUUUUCCACUAUCAAUAUCUUUUUCUCCAGAGGAUUCUAAAUACCGCCUGACAAUUUUGAGAGGGUCGGCAGUGGAACAGCACGCCGAGGCAGCCGAGAGUGGGACUGCUGAGAGUUUGGGGUCCUUUGUGCGCGAGGAGCGAGAACAACUAGAACAUCAGCUUUCUGUGGCCAAAAUGGAUGUCGAUAGGUACACACAGCAGAACUUAGAAGAUGAAGUGGUGAUUGAUAGUGUACAGCUCAUCAGAGAAAAAUUACAAAAGGACCACAACCUCCAUGUUCGUCAGCUCCAGAACGAGUGUGUCAAUCUGGAGAAAAAGAACGCUCUGAUGAAGUUCCGGGAGAACCACUUCAACUCAAAUGAAGGGAAAACUGAGCUGUUAACGUUCUUCAGAGUACCUAAAGAGGAACAAGAAGCCACCAAGAAGAGAUUCGCCUCACUGAAGAAAAGGAAAGAGGCAUUGCUUGAAAAAGUCCAAGGACAGAGACAGAGAAAACGUGUCUUGGCGGAAUAUAACGCACAUUUGAAGAAGUCCAUUAAAAUGAAAAAGGAUAGGGCCAUGCUAGGCUGAAGUUAGCAGCCACUCAGCAACGAACGAUAUCGGAUUAUUGAACAAUUAUUCAAGAGUUUACCAUUUGGAACGAUAAAUUGCAAUGAUAAUUAAUGUUAAUGAUGAAUUUAUAACCGUACAUUACUAUACGAAUUCCACCUUCUGUAAAUCAUGUUAAUUUAUCUAUUCAUUGUCUUGCCUACCCUUUUAUUUAAACAUCACAAAGGUUAUUACUUAUGGUAUUUUAGAUCUCACAGUAAUUUGGUUAAGAUUUUUAUAUCACAGCUCUAGAGCAAAUUUUAUUCAUUCAACAAGUAAUUAAUCUCCGACUACUAAUUUAUUUCUUGCAUCAAAAAGCACCAAAAAAAAAAAAAAAGAGAAAAAAACAUUUUUACUUAAAUGUGUUUAGUUUUCUUUACAGAUUUUUUGCGAUUGGUGGCCUUAUUAUGAACUAUAGUGCGGGCACUUCUACCUCACCCCGGGCCAUGAUGCUGUAAAGAAUCACGUUUUGAAUUUGUACAUUUUCUGUUAAUAAAUUAAUUGAUUUUGGUACUGUC
This is a messenger RNA of Ostrea edulis (European flat oyster), 1538 nucleotides long. RefSeq lists its product as uncharacterized. Bases 1 to 1002 code for a protein of 333 amino acids. NCBI's taxonomy places the organism in Eukaryota, Metazoa, Mollusca, Bivalvia, Ostreida, Ostreidae. The transcript has 6 exons. The record is from RefSeq and is a predicted model, not a curated record.